Amoebophrya sp. A120 is the source of this 3411-nucleotide messenger RNA. The record is from the annotation of a GenBank genome assembly. NCBI's taxonomy places the organism in Eukaryota, Dinophyceae, Syndiniales, Amoebophryaceae.
UCCGAUUGGGAGAGCGUCGUGCGAUAUCGCGGUUCCAUACAUCGCGAAGGACAAGCCCUCCGCUCGGAGCGAAUUCGCACAACCAGAUGUGGCGCUCCUGUUGACGUUUUCAACAUACUAUCGACAGGGAUUGACAACUCCGCAUCUUCGGGAUGUAUUCAGCAAGCUGCGGCAGCUAUCCCCGGCCGAGGCCGCUGCAACUUACAACGGUUGGAUCGGGAGCGUCGAGGGACGUGUGGCGGCUGAUUGUCCGCACCUGGAAAGUGUCAAUGUCGAUGACUCGAAAACGUUUGACGACAAGCUCUGCCCAGCUCUGUGCCGGAAUAUGGACGUGGUUAACUUCUGGCUGAUGAAGAUUGUUCUCCCCGAUCAGGCGCGGCGGUACCCACUGAAAGUGACAGCAACUCCUUGGGAUUUGUGCCCUCCAGUUCGUGAUCAAGGGGAAAGCCAGACGCUCGGCUUCGCUGGCACCGACGAUCUCAAGCUAGUUUGCCCUGCGACGAUUUCCCAAAAAAAUCUCGCUUGCAACCAGGCUGCAAAGGGCACGCUCUUAUCUGGGUUGCGACGGCCAGAGAACAACCAGCUUCUGCAGACAAAACGCGGCGCCUCUUUGUCUUCGCAAGUUUUGGACGCAGUUGCGUCCGAUCGGUCUUUCAGUGUCGUACUCGACGCCGGUGCGCUCGUUUUAGAGCUGGACAGCUGCGAGUUUUGCCGCCAGUGGCUGGAACGUCGGCCCGAUGCUCGGGCUGCAGUUUUCUUUGAUAACAACCACAACAAGCGGGUCUUGCUAUCUUCUACCGGCGACGAUGUCCCAUUCGCAUCCUCUUUCGUGUCGAACAACAUGGAAGAUUGCCUUGUUUUCGUUGACGACUGGCACACCCGGGGAACCGACUUCCCGCUGCCUCCGCGGGCGCGCGGACUUGUCACGCUUGGGAAAGGGCUCGCCUUCGAUAAACUUCUGCAGACCUGUUGGCGCAUGCGUGGACUCGGAGCCGGGCAGUCUGUCGGCUUUAUCGCAUCGGCCGAGGUUGGUCGCCAUUUGGUGCAGCGUGCGGCCCAGUUAUCUUCAGGCUCAAGUGCGUUAACUCGAGACCAGAUCCAGGCGGACCUUGAGGCCAAGCGUGCGAAGCAGGCAAAGUUACAAGUUUGGCAGGAGGACGGCGAGGAGCUCGACGCGGGAAUGAGGCAGAGACUCGAGGACCUCGAGCUUGAGAUCAAUAAGCUGGAGCAAGAGCUCUCUUCUGCUCCGCGAGAAAAAAGGGAGAAAUCGCAAGCGGAAACGGAAGUAGCGAACGUAGACCGCGUCAUUGAAUGGGCGACGUCGAACACGGUUGAGGAAUUGGCUGGCUUGGUAAAUCACUACGUCUGUCAGGGCCUGCAAAACGUAAAAAAAUCGUGUCUACGAAGGGAGCACCUAUGCGAUCCAGAAAAAUCUGCGCCCCAGGGUGCCGAUACUAGUUCUCCCUUGUUGCAGCCAACCAACGAUAGUCACACAAGAAGAGAUGAGCAACCGGCCGACGCCAGCGGCAGUGCGGAAAACAACGAUGGCACACUCCCGUCUCCUCUAACUUCAGAGGCAGUGGAGAGGGAUUCUCAAGCAAAAGACCAGGGGGAACAAGACCCCGCCAAUAUCAGAGGAUUUCGUAGGUUUGCGGCUGGGUGCGUAAAUGACGAAGUGAUGACAUUGAAGGACCAGUACGAGCAUGCGCGGACUUGCGAGAAAAUUCCUGAUCGCACGCGUGCUGAGCUUCGGCCUUGGCUUGAUAAGGGUGACCCCCUGGCACAGAAAAUCCUGAAGCAGGUCGAAAAACUCGUUCCGCACGUCAGGCGACACGGAUGCGCCCUUGAGGAUGAACAAGAGCGCGAACUCGAGCAGGAAUUGGAGGAGGAACGGCAAAAUGAAAAAGCAGGAGCUCCAGAUCCAAGGGAGCCAGAGUUUUCCCCCGGAAUCGAAGCUCUUCGACGUGCGAUCGACAAGGACAAACCGUUUCCGAAUGAGAAACUCAAGGUAAUUGAGUAAGUAUAUUAUGUUUGACGAGUGCACGCGCAAAGAAAGAUUGAAAUAGCAAGAAAGGCAAGCACGUCGGCGUGGCAUAGCCAACGCAAAGUGUAGCGCCACCUUUUCAGAUUCAACAUACAAAUGUAGCUCGCGGUCGGUCCUAAAAAGCACAAAUCGAAUGUUCAUGAAAUGAUAGAUACUACUUUCAGGUUUGUUUUGUUGCGCUUGCAGACACCGUCCCCGAGUUGACUCCCGCAUUGCAGCUUUUUAGCGAGAAGAUUUGGGUUUCGAAGGAGUUUCUGCGAACUGUUCAGGGAGACGUUGGUGGUGAGCACUUUCUCAAGACUCCGACUUGGGUGGUGCGAUUCGCUGUGUCUUCAAGUGAUGAGGCUGUAGUUGUCAUCUCGAACUACGAGGCGGAAGAAAAAUUCGCAGACACGCCUAAUCUCCGGAAAUUUGAGGCGAUCGCGAGACAAGACCAGGCGGAUUACCCUCUUCGGUGUCGGGAUCUCGCGGUCUCUUGUCUUCCGGAUGACGAAAAUGCCGAGUCGCGCAUCGCGACCGUCGUGCCUUCAUUUUCGAGUCAAGCGCGAAGCUCCGGUACUCCGAACUGCGCGCAGCCAAACUUCGAAGUGGUCGACUUUCUUCCGCUGCAUCUCUAUGCAGGGACGUUGUUCCCCGGACCGGCACUCCGGGUUAAACUCAACGGGUACCUGGGCUUGUGUCGAGACCCGGGCGCAAGCGUGGCAGCGAAUGAGAUUGAAGCGGACGGGUUUGUACGUCCUGGACGAGCGCGGGAGAUUCUCGGAAUCAACUCGCCCUUUGUGAGGAGCCCGUUGGCUGCGCUACGCCACUUCUAUAUUGAGUGUCGCAAUCUUGGCGGUGAGCUACCCACUUCUCCCAUGGGACGACUGCUAGGGUGCGGUGGUAUGGUGACUGGAGCCGAAGCAUUCGGAAAAAACUAGUCGACCGCAAGAUGAUAUGAAUGAAAAGCGUACUUAACUAGUAUCUGAAUCUGCACUGUCAACCUCACAGCGGCAAUAGAGCACGCAGUAUUAUUCCUCUAGAGUAAGUAGUAUUUUUCUUGCCUUUAUUCUUGGCGAGACAAAACCGACACGCUACUCUGUGGAGAAAGGCCAAAGUAAAAAUGCGUUCUAUUCCACAAUCGAUUUCCUUUUUCGCAGGCCAGUGGCAUCGCACUUGCUUUUCGAUGCUACUUGCAUACGAUUGUUGACAAAUACGAAUUACCAUCCCCUUCUGGAACAUGAAGACAACGUAUCGAAUUUUUUUGGAAGUUGACGACUGUCGCGCAUGAGAGUAUUCGAAACUGAUUUGUAAGCCUACCACGCAUCUUGCGCGAAAGAGACGAACUCAUUCCCAUUUUUCUCAUUUCAUUAGUGUACUCACUGCAU